Molecule: messenger RNA, 1714 nt
Organism: Nilaparvata lugens (brown planthopper)
Lineage: Eukaryota; Metazoa; Arthropoda; Insecta; Hemiptera; Delphacidae
Gene: Ctu1
Product: cytoplasmic tRNA 2-thiolation protein 1
Exons: 6
Coding region: 361-1377 (338 amino acids)
Biological process (GO): tRNA wobble position uridine thiolation
Cellular component (GO): cytosolic tRNA wobble base thiouridylase complex; mitochondrion
Molecular function (GO): tRNA binding
Source: RefSeq, a predicted model, not a curated record
ACCUUUUCUCGUCUGCUUCAAAAUGGCUGACUUUUUCGUCUGCAUCGUGCAACAUCAAAUUUAUUUUUGAAGUUUUAGUUGAAAAUUGCCUUUUUUGUAAAUCAUGUUUUACAACAUUCAAAACUUAUAAAACUUGAUUGUUUUGCUCAAGUAAUAAUAGUUUAUGUGCUCCUGUAUCUUUAACUUUGAAUCUGAUUUUCAACCCUUCGCUAUCAAGGAGGGGAUGGACCAUCCCAAUCAAAAAUCGAUUUCUUCUCAUUCAUCUAACUUUAGACUUUCAGAUUUAAGAAAUAUUUCCAGUUAAAACUGUUUUAUUAUAAAAACAUUUGUUUCAACUUUUUAAGAAAACAAAUUUUUAAAAUGCCGGUCGUGUGUAGUGCCAAAUGUGGAAAGAACGCGGUCUUGAAGAGACCGAAAACAGGCGACGCCCUCUGCAAGGAGUGUUUCUUCUGGGCGUUUGAGACGGAGGUGCACAAAACCAUCGAGGGUGGGGGGCUGUUCAAGCCAGGGGAGGUGGUGGCAGUGGCUGCUUCGGGUGGCAAGGACUCCACUGUGCUCGCCUAUGUCCUCAAACUGCUAGAUCAGCGAUACAGCUACGGUCUCAAACUGGUGCUGUUGUCUAUCGAUGAGGGCAUAACUGGAUACAGAGAUGACAGCUUGGAAACAGUGAAACAGAAUAGGGAUGACUAUGAAAUGCCUCUCACCAUCCUGUCCUACAAGGAACUGUACGGAUGGACUAUGGACGAGAUUGUAGAGCAGAUUGGUCGCAAGAACAACUGCACAUUCUGCGGCGUAUUCAGACGCCAGGCACUGGACAGAGGUGCCUCUCUGUUGAAAGUGGACAAGGUAGCCACAGGUCACAAUGCGGACGACAUAGCCGAGACUGUUCUCAUGAAUGUGCUCAGGGGAGACAUUGCUAGGCUCAGGCGGUGCACGGCCAUUGCUACUGAAAGCGAAGGUUCGAUACCACGCGUGAAGCCACUCAAGUACACCUACGAGAAAGAGAUAGUGAUGUACGCCUACUUCAAGAAGCUAGUGUACUUUUCGACGGAGUGUGUGUUUGCACCCAAUGCCUAUCGCGGCUAUGCGCGCACCUUUCUCAAGGAUCUCGAAAAGAUACGGCCCUCUGUCAUCAUGGAUAUCAUACAUUCCGGCGAACGUCUGUCAGUACGUGACGACGUCCGUAUGCCGACCCGUAUCACGUGUGACCGCUGCGGUCUCGUGUCCAGUCAGGCCAUCUGCAAGGCCUGCACCCUACUGGAGGGCCUCAACAGAGGCCUGCCAAGACUGGGCAUCGGCAAGGAGAGCAAAACUAACCGGAUGCGCGCGCAGCUCGCAAGCGACAGCACGAAAAAGAGCGUUGGUGAUGAGUUUUAGUGCGCUGGGGGCAGCAUGAAACAGAGCGUCGUCGAGUUCUAUUGUAGGGAGAUUUUCUCAUUGAAGGCCUGUACCCGAUUAAUAUUGUCAAGUGCUGGCUUAUAAUGUGGAUCUCUGGCUAUACUAAAAUAGCUAGUCUCUUUUCUGUUUAGGACUACUUGUAAUAUAAAUAGAAAUACAAAUCUCAGUACCCUUUUUUGAAUUAUUUUAUCACAACAUGUUUCAAAAUUCAUGCCAUUUUCAAGAGAAUCACUUGAAAAUGGCAUGAAUGUUGAAACAUGUUGUGAUAAAAUAAUUCAAAAAAAAGGGUACUGAGAUUUGUAUUUCUAUUUAUAAA